Molecule: messenger RNA, 1359 nt
Organism: Gracilinanus agilis (Agile Gracile Mouse Opossum)
Lineage: Eukaryota; Metazoa; Chordata; Mammalia; Didelphimorphia; Didelphidae
Gene: TMLHE
Product: trimethyllysine hydroxylase, epsilon
Exons: 8
Coding region: 1-1359 (452 amino acids)
Biological process (GO): carnitine biosynthetic process
Cellular component (GO): mitochondrion
Molecular function (GO): iron ion binding; trimethyllysine dioxygenase activity
Source: RefSeq, a predicted model, not a curated record
AUGGUCUUGGCAGUUAUGGGAAAGAGGCAUAGAGCAGAGGAGGAGGAGGAGAAGGAGGAGGAGGAGGAGGCCGCCGACCAGAAACAAGGAGAGAAGAUGUGGUACCCCAGGCUAUCCCAGAUGUUCGGCGGCACUCGACACCAGCUGAAGGGAGGAUUCCGCCUCCAGGCCCUUCGGUAUCCCUGCUUCCAAGAGAGAAUUCCAGCAGCGCACCGAUGGCGACACUCAGCCGUGGGGCCUCCGAAUGGUGCCUGGCAACAGCAUGAGGAUCACUUGGAACUCCGCUAUGCGGGCACGGUGAUGAGAUUCGAUUACGUUUGGCUGAGAGACCACUGCCGCUCGGCUUCUUGCUACAACUCCAAGACCAACCAGCGCAGCUUGGACACUGCAAGUGUGGACUUGGGCAUCAAGCCUCAGACCGUCCGUAUGAACGAGAGCAUGCUCUUUCUCACAUGGCCAGAUGGUCAUGUGACCAGGUACAAUUUGGAGUGGCUGCUGAAGAACAGCUAUGAAGGGCAGAAGCAGGCCGUCCAGCCUAGAAUUCUGUGGAAUGCUGAAAUCUACCGGCAGGCCCAGGUGCUGCCUGUCGACUUCCAGAGCUUUCUGGAGACCAAGGAUGGUCUGAAGAAGUUUCUGCAAAACUUCCUGCUCUACGGAAUUGCGUUUGUAGAGAAUGUCCCCCCGACCCGAGAGGACACCGAAAAGCUAGCGGGAAGAAUCAGUUUGAUCCGAGAAACCAUCUACGGGAGGAUGUGGUAUUUUACUUCGGAUUUCUCCAGAGGAGACACGGCAUACACCAAGCUAGCCUUGGACCGCCACACGGACACCACCUAUUUCCAAGAGCCAUGUGGGAUUCAGGUGUUUCACUGUCUCAAACACGAAGGGACUGGAGGCAAGACUCUGCUCGUGGAUGGAUUCUAUGCAGCUGAAAGGGUCCUGCAGAGGGCUCCUGCGGACUUUGAUCUCCUCAGCAAGGUGCCGCUGAAACAUGAGUAUAUCGAGAACGUGGGAGAAUGUCACAACCACAUGAUUGGGGUUGGGCCCGUCUUGAACAUCUACCCGUGGAACAAAGAGCUCUACUUGAUCAGGUACAACAACUACGACCGCGCCGUCAUCAACACGGUGCCGUACGACGUCGUCCACCGCUGGUACGCAGCACACCGGACCCUCACGACAGAGUUGAGGAGGCCAGAGAAUGAGUUAUGGAUCAAACUGAAGCCAGGCAAGGCCCUAUUUAUAGAUAACUGGCGUGUUCUACACGGCCGGGAAUCAUUCACAGGCUAUCGCCAGCUCUGCGGCUGUUACCUGACAAGAGACGACGUGCUCAACACGGCCCGCUUCCUCGGACUUCAAGCCUAA